This is a messenger RNA of Diplodia corticola, 1389 nucleotides long. RefSeq names its product plc-like phosphodiesterase. Gene Ontology annotation, biological process: lipid metabolic process. NCBI's taxonomy places the organism in Eukaryota, Fungi, Ascomycota, Dothideomycetes, Botryosphaeriales, Botryosphaeriaceae. Gene Ontology annotation, molecular function: phosphoric diester hydrolase activity. The coding region runs from base 1 to 1389 and encodes 462 amino acids. The record is from RefSeq and is a predicted model, not a curated record. The transcript is spliced from 2 exons.
AUGGGUCAAGGUGGUUACUUUACGUUGGUCAAUGGGACGCAGUACACAUGGAGGCUGGACCCCAAUGCCAUGAACACCAAGCAAGUGAUUGCAUGGAACUUCCCGGAACAUUUGCCGCCAGGUCAAACUGCCGAAAUCUAUCUCCAACUCGAUCAGGGUUGGUUCGUCAACAAGAGCGAAACCCAACUGCGGCGCAUCUACCACCUCGAGGGCACAAGAGGAUGUUCCUUUCAGAUUAUGGUCACUGACGCACCGUCGGCCAUCCGCGUGACCUUGAACGGCUUCUCAACUCCCGGCCACCCCAUCGGGAACGAGUUCGACCUUGGCUGGGAGCACGACGCGACAGUGCGCUUCAUCCUGUCGGGCACCGAAGGCUACUUCUCCUCCAACAGCGGCCCCAUCGACUGGAUGCAACAAAACCUCCGGAAGCUCGGAAACCGGCCUCUGUCGCAGCUCUGCAUCCCGGGCACCCGCAACGCAGGCAUAUCCACGCUCGACCAGCGGCCCGAGUCCGUCAUCGCCCCCAUGCUUCUGUGCCAAUCCAGCCCGGUGCACAAGCAGCUCCUCGACGGGUCGCGCUACCUAGACAUCCGGCCCGUCAUCGGCGGCGGCGCGCUCUGGACGGGCCACUACAACCAGGUGAAGGGGCUGGACUCGCUCUGGAUCGGGGACCGCGGCCAGAGCCUCCGGUCCAUCGUCGACGACAUCAACCGCUUCACCGCGGUGAGCAAGGAGCUCGUCAUCGUCAACCUCUCGCACGCCAUCAACACGGACGUGGGCGCGACCAACUACCGGCCGCUCGACCAGGGGGAGUGGAACCGAGUGCUCGAGGAGUUCGGCCGCGUCCACGACCGCUUCGUCGUGCCCGUGGCGAGCGAGGCGGCCGGCCUCACCAAGCAGCCGCUGCAUCACUUCAUCGGGCCGGGUCGGGCAGCCGUCAUCAUCGUGGUCGAGGACGGGGGCGUGGCGCUGGGCGGGUAUCAGCACCAGGGCUUCUUCACCGCGGCCGAGGUCGGCGUCAACAGGCUCAACUCGGACCGCGACGACUGCGCGGCCAUGACGCGCGAGCAGCUGCAGAAGCUGGACACGCUCGACUCGGCGUCGGACCCGCGGCUGUUCCUCUUGUCGUGGACGCUGACGCCGCAGACGGCGAACCUGUCGUUUUCCAACGACUGGGAGUUUGUGUGGAACGGGUCCGAGUCGACCAAGUGCGUGAAGACGCUGGCGUACUCGGCGAACAAGGCGCUGUUUUUGGAGUGUCUGCCGCAUUGCCAUGGCCGGAACAUACCGAAUGUUGUCUAUGUGGAUUACUUGGAUGGAACCGACUUUGCGGCGCUGGCCAUGGCAGUGAAUGAUCGGUGCUUCCCCUUUAUGAUGUCGAAGCUGUGA